Messenger RNA from Boleophthalmus pectinirostris (great blue-spotted mudskipper), 4222 nucleotides. RefSeq names its product dishevelled associated activator of morphogenesis 1a (gene daam1a). NCBI's taxonomy places the organism in Eukaryota, Metazoa, Chordata, Actinopteri, Gobiiformes, Gobiidae. Gene Ontology annotation, molecular function: small GTPase binding; actin binding. The record is from RefSeq and is a predicted model, not a curated record. Gene Ontology annotation, cellular component: stress fiber. Gene Ontology annotation, biological process: actin cytoskeleton organization.
CAGUACUUCACACUCCUACCAAAGCAGUACUGACAGUAUCUUCCAACAUUCAAAGCUAUUAGUACUAUAGACUCCAAUUCUACCUGCUAAUCUGUGGAUAACACUGAAGCGGAUCAGAUUUGAAGGAUUUUUAACAGAUUUUUGGUUACUGCUGCGACUGUUGGGGUGGCUGCCUGAAGAUUCAAAUUAACUUUAUUAUACCGGGAGUUACGUUUUUGAUUGCUCGUCAAACAGUGGGAUUAUAGACAACAUGACAAGACAAGCUGAAGAGGGAGCACACAGUCCCUCCCUGUGAUUUUCAGCUGUUAUAAUGUUUGAAAGACAACUAAUGGUUUUACCUCUUUGUUGACAUGAGCGCUUCAUUCAAACAUCUCAUAAUGGCCUCACACUGCAUAACAUAACCUGGGACAAUACAAGACAGGAGGCAGGUGUGACAAUGGCGUCCGAUGAGAAGCCUCAUCAGGAGAGUACGUUUUACUCCAUAUUUUCCUGCUGUUUCAAAGACCGGGAGCCGCAGCAACCGGAGAUCACCUAUCGCCAUGACAACCAUAACCUGUUCGCGGGACUGGAGCCCGCUCUGCCCAUGCCCCCCGAACAAGAGCUGGACGCCCGCUUCACAGAGCUGGUGGAUGAGUUGGAUCUCACUGAGGAGCACAGAGCACGCAUGUUUGCACUGCCAGCAGAGAAGAAAUGGCAUAUUUAUUGCAGUAAAAGAAUGGAAGCAGAGGAGAACAAUGGAGCCACUCGUUGGCCUGAUCAUUACAUUGACCGUCUAAAUAUGACUGCGGGGAGGACGUUUGUGGCUCUGGAUGGAGACGAUGACAAUAGCAGGCACAAACUUGUGGAGGGUCUGAAGACUGCACUGAGGACACAACCAAUGAGGUUUGUGACGCGGUUCAUUGAGCUGGACGGUUUGUCUUGUCUCCUGAACUUCCUGAAGAAGAUGGACUAUGAGACAUCAGAGUCGAGCGUCCACACGUCUCUGAUUGGGUGUAUCAAUGCGCUCAUGAACAGCACCCAAGGGCGCGCACAUGUCCUGGGACACCCUGAGAGCAUCAACAUCAUCGCACAGAGUUUGGCCACAGAAAACAUCAAGACUAAGGUGUCAGUGUUGGAGAUCCUCGGGGCAGUUUGCCUGGUGCCAGGGGGACAUAAGAAAGUGCUGGAGGCCAUGACACAUUACCAGACAUUCGCAGCAGAGAGGACACGUUUUCAGAGUCUGGUGUAUGACCUGGAUAGAUCCACUGGUCGUUACAGAGAUGAAGUGAAUUUAAAGACGACAAUCAUGAGUUUUAUUAACGCUGUGCUUGGGAAAGGAGCUGGAGAGACCAGUCUUGAGUUUCGGAUCCACCUGCGAUAUGAGUUUCUGAUGUUGGGCAUUCAGCCGGUGAUUGACAAACUGCGCUCACAUGAAAAUGCCACUUUAGACGUACAUCUUGACUACUUUGAGAUGCUCCGAAAUGAAGAUGAACUCCAACUCAGCAAACGCUUUGACUCUGUGCAUGUAGACACCAAAAGUGCCAAUGGGAUGUUUGAGGUCUUGAGGAAGAAGCUGAGCCACACAGAGCUGUACCCACACUUUCUCUCUGUGCUGCAGCACUGCCUCAUGAUGCCCUUCAAACAGGGCAGCACCUCUCGGCAGUACUGGGUGUUACUGGACAGAAUCAUCCAACAGAUCGUUCUUCAGACGGAGAAAGGAGAAAACCCUGAUGUUGCCCCAUUAGAAGACUUCAAUGUGAAAAACAUCAUCCGAAUGCUGGUCAAAGAAGAUGAGGUCAAACAAUGGAAAGAACAAGCAGACAAAAUGAGAAAAGAGCAUCAGAAUUUGCAGCAGAGGUUUGAGCGUAAAGAGCGUGAGUGUGAGGCCAAGAACAAAGAGAAGGAGGACAUGCUGGAGAUGCUGAACAAGAUGAAGGACAAACUGGAGCGAGAGACAAAUGAACUGAGACAGACCAAACAGCAAAUGGCCGAACUGUCAGCGAGACUACAGCAACUCAGCAGUAGCUCUAAUAUUCCUGGUGGACCUCCUCUUCCCUCCUCCACUUCUGGUGGCCUUGCUCCUGUCCUGUCUGGCCUCUCUCCCCCUGCCCCUCCCCCCCCACCCCCUCCUCCCCCCGGCGGACCUCCAGGGUUUGGGUUCAUCCCGCCCCCUCCACCGCCUCCGGGAGCACCCAUGGGACAAGUGAAAGAGAAGAACGUCCCCAAACCUGAUAACCCAAUGAAGUCAUUCAACUGGAGCAAACUGCCACCGAAUAAAGUGAACGGCACUAUCUGGGAAGACAUAGAUGACCUCAAAGUGUUCAAAACUCUGGAUCUUGAGGAGUUUCAGAAAACCUUCUCAGCCUAUCAGAGACCACAGAAAGAUACAGAGGGCGAGGUGAAGAAGGUGAAGGAGCUGUCAGUUAUUGAUGGUCGACGAGCUCAAAACUGCAACAUUUUGCUCUCAAGACUGAAACUGACCAAUGAGGAGAUUAGUCAUGCGAUCCUGACCAUGGACGAACAGGAGGACUUACCCAAAGACAUGCUCGAGCAGCUCCUGAAGUUUGUCCCAGAAAAAAGUGACAUUGAGCUUUUGGAGGAGCACAAGAAUGAACUGGACCGAAUGGCCAAAGCUGAUCGCUUCCUAUACGACAUGAGCAGAAUAAACCACUACCAGCAGAGGCUACAGUCCCUUCACUUUAAGAAGAAAUUUACAGAAAGACUGGAAGAGGUCAAGCCUAGAAUCCAAGCUCUGAGUCUAGCGUCUCGGGAGGUGACGAGGAGUGGUUCACUACGACAUCUUUUAGAGAUAGUUUUGGCUUUUGGAAACUACAUGAACAAAGGACAAAGAGGGAAUGCGUAUGGAUUUAGGAUCAACAGCCUCAACAAGAUUGCAGACACCAAGUCCAGCAUAGACAAGAGCGUUACUCUCCUCCAUUACCUGAUCACUGUGUUGGAGCAGAAAUAUCCAAAAGUGAUGACAUUCACUGAGGAUCUAAAAAAUGUGCCAGAAGCCGCUAAAGUCAAUAUGACUGAGCUGGAAAAGGAGAUUGGGAGCCUAAGAUCUGGUCUGAAGCUUGUUGAAUCGGAGCUCCAGCACCGGCAGUCUCAGUCCUCCCAGGGCCCCGUGGACAAGUUUAUCCCUGUGGUCAGCCAGUUCAUCACCGUGGCAACCUUUAGCUUCUCAGAGGUGGAGGAGUCUCUCAGUGAGGCCAAAGAACUGUUUGAUAAGGCGCUGAGGCACUUUGGAGAGGACGCCCUGCAGCCCGAUGAGUUUUUUGGGAUUUUUGACUCUUUCAUGACGUCAUUCUCAGACGCAAAACAAGACAACCUGAAUAUGAUCAAACGCAAAGAAGAGGAAGAGAGACGAGCUCUGAUGGAGGCAACGCUAAAGAAAGAAAGAGAGAAGAAAGCCAAAGCUAACGAGGAUGGUCAGCGGAGCGGGGACUUUGACGAUCUGGUGUCCGCCCUGAGAUCUGGAGAGGUGUUUGAUAAAGAUAUGUCCAAAAUGAAUCGGAGGAAACAGAGAAAAGUAAACCAGUUUGAGACGAGCCGAGAGAGGCCUGCCACUAAACUAAAGGAGUAAACAUGCACUUUAUGGACACUGGAUAUGAAUUUUUAAAUGACUCUAUUGGACUACUAUAGAGCACUGGACCAAAUGCUGCUGAAAAUGCUGCUGCUGCAAGAUUUUAAGGGCCCAUAUUAUGCUAUUUUCUGAUCUGUGUUAUAAUGUUUUCUCAUCACAAACAUACCUGGAGUUGUGUUUUGUUUCAUUCACACAUAUUUAACACACAAACCCUGCAUGUUUAGACUGAGUUUGUCUCUCAAGCAGAAAACGAUACAGAAAAAGCUACACUGUGUUUUUAAUGUCCAGUUUCCAAUCUGUAGUGAAUAAAAGGUAAAGGGUAGCUGUUUGCUUGAAAUCUAUUGCUUCAUCACUGCUACAUCACAGCGUGGAACAGAACAUUUUGAGCUUUGGAGAUAGACAGAUGAAUAAUAAAGGAUUACUCAAAUAUGUGUGAAUUUAAUAAAAACUCAACUCUGGGUUUGUUUUUCAGGAGGUAACAACAUUAUAACAUGGCUUAAAACUCACAAGGGUCAAUUUUGCCUAAUAUAGGACCUUUAAUGUUACUAUAAAAUGUUGUAAUUAUGUUCUGUAUGUAUUUAUUUUCAACUACUGCCAGUGUUCAAAGCUGUGAGUCAGAAAAUAAAAAGGAUUACAUUUGAAGAAGGAAAGAAUAAA